This is a messenger RNA of Symbiodinium pilosum, 977 nucleotides long. NCBI's taxonomy places the organism in Eukaryota, Dinophyceae, Suessiales, Symbiodiniaceae. The record is from the annotation of a GenBank genome assembly.
AUGAUGGUCAGCCUAGAAGGCGUUUCGGACGAGUGGGAGGGCUGUGCAGUGGUGCGCAGCCAGUACAGAGAAUCUCGAAGGCUUUUUGUCUUCGAGGGCGCGGGCAAGGAAGACAAGCAUGAUCCGCCCAUCCAUGUGAAGACUGCUGCAGCCAACAGAGAUGCCCUUCUGCCGUUGAUGAAGCGCAUUGGCCAGGCCAGGAAGCAGCUGUUCACGAUUGCGAUGGUGGAAGCUGAGUUGAAGAAGCUUUUCAAGCUUGUAUUUCCGAACGCGCUUGUGGACCGCUACGACGUGAAGAAGGUAGUGUCGCGGAACAAGGACUUCCGGGUCCUCAUGAAAGCCGUGGAGGGCGAAGAUGACGUCGAGAGUGACGAAAGUGAUCGCUCAAGCCAGGGCGGACCAGACGACGAUGACAACGACAACGAAAUCAUCGCCCUUUCGGAUGAGGAUGUGCUUGACGGUGAGGACCUCGCCAGUUUGGAUCGGAUGCUUGCUCUUGAUGAUGGCACGCAGCCUACGCUUGAUCCAGAGCCCAGCCAAGCCGCAAGGCCUCACGAGAUCGAGGGGCCCUUCCUGGACAAGUCCAAGGUUGAGCAAGCCGUGGAGAACAACCCGAAGAAAGUGGUUGACGUGGGCGGCGCGCGCCAGGAAAUGGUCUACGUUGAGAUCCCGGACUCGCCCGAGCAGGCCGUGAAACAGGAGCUGCCUGCGGAGGAAGAGACUCCCGGGCUUCACACGCCUGAUCCGAAGCGGGACGCGGCCUCGCAAGUGUCGUUGGGCUCCGGGGACACGGCAGCCAAGAAGAUUCCACUGUCAGACGGCUCGCUGGACUCAGGCAAGGCAGCCAAGGAGCUGGCUGAGGACAGCUCGCCUGGUUCGUCAAGCAUGGGGCCCGCAUCUGCGAAGAAGAUGCUGGUUUUCGAAGACUUGCCGGAAUCUGCUAAGCGCAUCAAGAAGAUGGCCGAUCUGUCUAAGCA